GUCUUUCUGUUGCCGUUGUUAUCAUUCCGUUUUGCCCCUUUUGGUCCAUCGAAAUUGCCGAUAUCCGCUCGUCGGCAGUUCUUUGUGUCCAUAAUCUUUGUGUAAUAAUAUCUGGACCCCGGCGUCACGCUCUCACCGUCGUCCUCCCCGCCAUGUCUCGGCGCCAGCCGCCCUCCACGUGUCUCAGCCAAAGGCCUCACGACCACCGCGUCUCAGAUGUCACUAUCCACUUUAACGCUUGCCUGCGUGUAUCGAAACAAAAGAAAUUCUUCGACAGCCUCCCACCAGAGUCGCAGCAACGUAUUCUGCGUCAUGGCGAAAAGAUUGCCGACCUACGCACCCGGCUCGAGACGGCACAAUGCGAUUCGGCGGCCGCAGCGCGCCUCCGGGCCUUCAAGGUUGCCAUGAGUCGUUGGCGUGUUGCGACUGGCUGCCCCCACACAUCUGACACGCCCCGUCCACCUUUUGAUCCCGUCUCUCGGCGCCCGUCGGGGGUGCCGACCUAUGUCGGGCCGGAGGACUUGGUCAACGAGUACAUCAAAGCCACUGUUGUCUGCUUCAAGCAUGGCCGUCCGUACGACGUACCGGGUCUUCCGGGCAGCUUUCCGAACCAAAAGGCUACCAUGAGCGACUUGCUUUCCGAGGACGAGAAGAGAAACCCGCUGAUGCAGGGCUCUGACGAUGGGGCCAUCCGCUAUUUCCACCUCCCGGCCAACAACAUGGCGUGGGUUGAGGAAAUCGUGGCCCGCUACUACCACGAGAAGCCGCCCGAGCCCGACGGCUUGUUCUCGAGGUCAAAUUCACCGCGGGAAAGGACUAGGACGGAAAUGCUGCUUCGGCCCGAAUACUGGCAGGGACAGCAGAAUUUCGACCCCCAGUCCGAGGUUCACGCGAGGCACAUGAGGCCAUUCUGUGACGGCAUAUCGACCGACCCGGUCUCGGCGGAACUGGCCCCCAAGAACCUCGCGCUUUUCAUGCCCUAUUUGCACUGGGAGACCGACCGGGGGAGGGCCAAAUCGGCCGAGAUUGUCAAGGAGGUUAGCAAGCAGAACCUGAUGUCCAUCUCUGAGCUCGUCCAUCAAGCCCAGCAUCAAACAUCACGCCCGCAAACAGAGGACACGGCCGCUCCCGUCUGGACGGAGAAGGUUGACCGGAGGAGAGCUCUCGGCGACCUUCUGCGGACGGCCGCGAUACUCCUCGAGGCUAUGGACCUGCACAACGAGGAGCAGCUCAUGGUCAAGUAUCUAUAUGCCCAACCCCCGCUACACCCGCGGAGGACCCUGGACCAGUCUUACUACGGCGCGCUCAAAAGCACCGGCACUCGAGACCGAGACCAGGUCGUGUAUCGAGGCACGACUUUUGAGGCACAUGCAUGUGCUGGUAUGGACACUUGUCCGCAAUGCAAAGAGGACGUUCGAAAGGUUCCUAGGAUAAUCAUGGUUGACCAGCUUUGGCUGUGGAUUCUCGACGAGAGAACCGUAAUCACCUGUUUCCCACGGCGAUGGGGCAAAAACAAACCCGACCCUUCGGCAAUCCACAAGAGCCUGCGCAUGCGUUUCAAGUACGCGCGCCAGGGCGAGAUAUCGUCGGCGUAUGAUUUGGCCCUCAUGAUCGUCGACGAGGUGUCGCGCGUCUUCUUCGACAGGACCAAGACCAACAGCCGACAGCCAAACCUGGUCGAGCUCUUCACGGGCGCCAUCCGCGACCUCACCUACAAGCAGACGGCCGCGUUUGACCAGUUCCUCAUCUACACCCACCUCGCGUCUCGCGACUACAAGCGCGAGCGAUACGCCACCUCUGACAACUCGACGCAGAACACGCUCCUCAACAUCAACCCCGAGGGCAAUCUGCUGAAGGAGGUCAAGGACAUCAUGGAUGAGAUCUACAUCAUGAUGCGCAUCAAGGAACAGCAGCAGUCUGUCAUGGAGAACUUUGUGAAGCACGUCCGCCGCACCAUGGCGCCGCUCGCCCGCCCUCGCAGGGCGGGCGCGUCCCAAGCGGCAACCUCGUGGGAUAUAGUACUCAGCGCCUCGGCUGAAGAUUACCCAUACCGGGACGAGGCGUCUCGAGUCCGCGAGGAGGAGACGCGGGAGCAGGCGAGGCGGACGCUGGCCCGGGCUGACCAUCUCCUCCUGGACCUGGCAGAGCGCAUCUCGGAGCUUCAGGCUCUGUUGCAGAACGCACAGAACACGUCGGCCGCUCUCAAAGACCUCCUGACCCUCAAGCAACAGCAAGCCGGCGUGAUUGAAGCGCGAGAGGCCGUCAAGCAAGCGCAGUUGACGCUCAAGCAGGGGCAGUCGAUCAUGAUCUUCACCAUCGUCACCAUCAUCUUCCUGCCGCUUUCAUUUUGCGUGGGCUUCUUCGGCAUGAACGCGGUCGAAAUCAACGGCGGCCUGCUCCCGCUGUCGACCGAGUUCAAGUACAUGUUCCCCAUUUCGGCCGGAAUCAUCCUCGUUUCGUUCCUGCUCGCCUUCUCGCAGGCCGUGCAUAGAAACAGUGUCGUCACGCUCGGCCGCAGCACGCUCAGCUUUGCCUACAAUACGGCGCUGACGUGGGUGCUGGUCAAGACAGGACUGUACGUGGCCGGCCGCGGUAUGCUGGUGCAGGCGCAUCGACUGCGCGAUCGCGAGGCGACUAUCACGGGCUCUAUGAAGGCCGAGGUUCUGCGCAACGAGAAAAACUUAGAAAAGAUGCGCGCUGCCGGCCAUGUGCGCGGCCUGACGCGUUCAAAGACGGCGUACCAGCCAAACGAACACGACGCCGCAUCGACCAGCGGGAGGACGACGCCGUUCAGUCCGUACAGUGUCAGCACGCCCGUCGGCAGUCCAUUCGUGCCGCAGCAUGGCAAGGGCCUCGGCGUCAGCAUGUCCGAGGUCGAUGUUGAGCUCGGGGAGAGGGUGUCGGUUCGGCGACCGAGCUCGCAGAGACACCUCGUGCAGGGGGGUUAGUAGAUAAGGUACUAUUUGUUUCCUGUAUUGUUGGUUGAAAGAUGUGAAUCUUUCUGGUAUUCAGG
Lasiosphaeria miniovina is the source of this 3013-nucleotide messenger RNA. RefSeq lists its product as uncharacterized. Gene Ontology annotation, biological process: metal ion transport; transmembrane transport. The transcript is spliced from 3 exons. Lineage: Eukaryota; Fungi; Ascomycota; Sordariomycetes; Sordariales; Lasiosphaeriaceae. The record is from RefSeq and is a predicted model, not a curated record. Gene Ontology annotation, molecular function: metal ion transmembrane transporter activity. Bases 153 to 2948 code for a protein of 931 amino acids. Gene Ontology annotation, cellular component: membrane.